UGUAUGUGCGCUUCCGCCCCCUCUUUUUUUGUGUUUUUUCUUUAGACCUGCACAAACAAAAAAGCUUUGCCUGCAGUUUCAAUUAACAGAGGGAACACAAAAGAGAGACACCGGCGUUGUUUUGUAAAGGCUGCGGAUUAUUUCCCAUCGCCAUUUUCAGACCCUCGGACACCGGCACGAUGGACACCGACUACUCUGCCUUCGAAAACCCACUGUACAGCGAACUGAAAUAUUUCUGUAAGAAGAUACAGGAGGCCUAUAACGAACUAAAGGAAGACCUGACACCUUACCGCGACGAUCGUUUUUACAGGCUAGCCCCCAUGCGGCUAUACACACUCUCCAAAAGACACUUUGUUUUGGUCUUUGUGGUGUUCUUGAUCUGUUUUGGCCUCACCGUCUUCAUUGGUAUAGCAGGUCCUAAAAUCCUUGCGGAGACUAAAUACAGUGGAGAUGAACUGCUGGCCAAAAAUCAAUCCAUAAAGACUGGUCCCUUCAUCCUGCAGUCCCCGCCCCUCUCCACCUAUAACCAACAGCUAUGGCUCACCUGUAUGAUGCAAGUGGAACACAGCACUGUGGUGGACUUCCAGCAGCACUUUGAGAUCAAUGUGGAGCUGAAGGGAGUUAUGCAGGAUGCCAGCGUCAUGCACAUCCGCAGCAACGUGCACCAGAAAUCACGCACGCUGCACUGUGGUGCUAAGUGUGAUGAGAUUAUCGUGGUGCACCUGGGCUAUCUGAAUUACACACAGUACCAGAUCAAUGUCAGCUUCAAAGGCCUGGAGAACAUCACCUACGAAGUCAAGGUCAACUUCAUGUGGAAGAUGUAUAAUCCCUCGUUCUCUCAAGUGGAGAUCUGGUUCCGUUUUGUCUUUGUGGUUUUGACCUUCAUGGUGACGUGCAUGUUUGCUCACUCUCUGAGGAAGUUCUCCAUGAGAGACUGGGGCAUUGAGCAGAAGUGGAUGUCCAUCCUGCUGCCUCUACUACUGCUGUAUAACGAUCCAUUUUUCCCGCUGUCAUUCCUGGUUAACAGCUGGUUUCCGAGGACUCUGGAUGCGUUCUUCCAGGCCCUCUUCCUGUGUUCCCUGCUGCUCUUCUGGCUCUGUGUUUACCACGGCAUCCGGGUCCAGGGAGAGAGGAAGUGUCUGACGUUCUAUCUUCCUAAGCUGGUCAUCGUCGGCCUCCUGUGGCUCUCAGCAGUUACCUUGGGGAUAUGGCAAACGGUCAAUGAACUACAGGACCCCACCUACCAGUACAAAGUGGACAUUGCUAACUUCCAGGGCAUGAAGAUCUUCUUCCUGGUGGUGGUGACCCUGUACAUCCUGUAUCUCAUCUUCCUCAUCGUCAGAGCUUGUUCUGAGCUCAAGAACAUGCCCUAUACCGAUCUCCGGCUGAAGUUUCUGACUGCGCUGACGUUCGUGGUCCUGGUAAUAAGCAUGGCCAUACUCUAUCUGAGGUUCGGUGCCAAGGCUUUGCAAGACAACUUUGUGGCUGAGUUGUCAACCCAUUACCAGAACUCAGCUGAAUUUUUAUCUUUCUAUGGCUUACUCAACUUUUACUUGUACACAUUAGCAUUUGUGUAUUCCCCCUCAAAAGACGCCAUUUAUGACUCCCAGUUGAAGGAUAAUCCUGCAUUCUCCAUGCUCAAUGACUCCGAUGAUGAAGUUAUAUACGGGAGCGAUUACGAGGAGAUGCCUUUGCAAAAUGGCCGUGCCAUCAAAGCAACAGCGAAGUACCAGAAUGAGAGUGACAGCGACUGAUCUCAUUCCUGAUUGGUGCGUCACUCACUCCCCUGUUGUCCUGAUCGAAUCCUUGAGGGGGUUCUAUUAAACUGGCCCUGGUUGCAUCAGGCAAUGGCCCGUCACGUGACCGGGCGAAGACUAUGAGGGAGGCGCACCCUUCUCAAAUCGAACAAUAAGACAGGCAGCAUGAUGCAUCUCUUUCUCUUUUUUUUUUUUUUUUUUUACUCGUUUUCAUUGGGAAGGCAGAUAAAGCUUUUUAAAAAUCAAAAUCAAUCGCUUUUACAUGUGAAAACAGAGUCUUACUCAUUUCUCCAUGUGCUUAAACUAUGUCACUUUUGUUUUGAGCCGACUUUGCUGUCAGCCAGAACGGGGCACACGGCUCAUGCCCGGGAGGCACCCCGAUCACAAAACGAUUGCAAUCACUUUUCACCCGGUGCAAAUUACGCCUGCCCGGGCUAGCCUAAUCGAAUCCCCUCAUUGGACAGCACAUACAACGAACGAACCACCAUUUGUAAAUAAGGAACGUUUGCAUAAAUAAUGCAAAUGGUAAUAUACUGUAAAUGUUAGGGUUGUGAAGGUCAUGGAAUUUUGAAUGAUGGUAAUUGGCCAGCCAAAUGACUGCGGUCUCCGUAAUAAUCGUUUUUUUAACACACAUUUUCUCCUCCUUCGCUCCUGACUGCAUGUGCUGCCAUAGAAAUAUAAUUAAUUAUUAUUCUGCUGCAUUGUGGGGGGAGUUGCUUAGGGAACCGAAGACUUGUUUGCUAGUUUCUUAUUUCAGCAAGGAGCAACAAGUUUAAUCACGUUAAGAGUACAUGUUACCACAGAAACGGACUCAAAUGCCCGGCCGUCCCGUCUUGACGGUUUUCAUCCAUAACCGUCGGUUAUACGGUAAUUGUGCCAGCCCUAGUACAUAAAUAUAUUUUUUAACUGAAAAAUUGUGUAUUCUGAAUGGAAAUCCAAAGAAAGGAAGGCGUGUAGGUAUGGUCAGAAAAUGUUUUGUAGCAUUUUAGUUGUUAACUAGCCACAUAAAAACAAACAUUCUGUUCUGUACACUGUAGUAUCGUUUGGUUAUCAUGAGCCGCAUUUCUUAAUUCCUGGAUAUAUAGAUUAACUUUGAAGUAAAAGGAAAGCGUGACUAUUGAUCAUGGGAUUUAUUAUUUAUACAGAAAAAUCACAAUGUAUCUAGAGUUAAACCACUACUGUCUCUUUUUGUGCUUGAAAUGUGUUGUUUUUAGCCAUUCCUACUAAGCUCUCUGAUAUUCUGGGUUUAUUGAGGGGGAGUUAUUCAGAAAACAUACCAUGCUGACACUGUUUUCAUCCAAGACCUUUAUCUCAAAUGGUUGUAAAACCAGUAUACAGCAACAAUUUACUGUUGUAUGCUUGUCGUAUACUCUGUUAACAUCCAGAGUAGAAGCAUGCAUAUCCAUCAAUCUAAUACCCAUAGAAGUGAAGUUUUCUGAAUAUUUACCUGACUACCACCAUGCGUUAUAAUAACCAGCAGGGAGAACCUUAAGUUGAGUAGGUGUAGCUAACGGUUGACCCACUCCUUUGCCAAUCCAUUCUUAAGUGAAGCAUUCCUUGUACUCCUGGUGUCCGAAUUUAAUGUAUUUUUGCCAAAAAAUUACGGCACUAUUGUUAUUGUUUAAUAGCUAUGUAGAAUGUACGUUUUCUUCAGUUUUCACAUUCCCGAAGCAAUAGUCUAGACUUCAGGAAUCUUCAUAUCGUUUAAGUUCAUUCGAACACUUCUAAUGCUUUAUAAUUUGAAAUGUGUAUUGUGAAAUAUUAAGGCAGGGGUGUCAAACUCAUUCCAUGGAAGGCCUAGGGUCUGCAGGUUUUUGGUUUUUCCUUGCAAUUAAGACCUAGACAACCAUGUGUGGGUAGUUCCUUACUAAUUAGUGACCUUUAAUACAUCAAUUAAGUACAAGGGAGGAGCGAAAACCCGCAGCCACUCAGCCCUCACUGGAAUGAGUUUGACACCUGUAUGUUAAAGGAACACUCAAGUAGCAUUUAGCAUGUUUGUCAUAUCAUGGCCCUUCCAUCUUUCAUCCUAGCUUGCCUUUCAUAGAAAAGCUUUUUUUUGUUUUGUUUACUUCACAAAGGUACUUUGGCUAUAUGUACAUUUCAUCAUCCAUACAUAUGAACCAAAUAAUAACAUUCUGGAUUAUUACUUUGUACCUCUUUAUUUUGUUAUUCUAUACUCAAUGGAUGAUUUUAUGGAUACAGGUUCUAGGAGGCAAGUUAGUUUUCAUCAUCAACACUAACCAUUUGUCAUUUUCUCUCUGAACCAAACGAAUGAACUGUUUUGUGUUGAAGGAAAUAAUUACCACUGAUCCCCUGAUCCUCUAAACAUUUAUUCUAAUAAAGAUGGUGCCUUGUUUUCACUUUGUACCAGGGUCAGGGGUUUCCUCCAAAACCUUGACUGCAGUCUUAAAUCUUGUAAAAAUAUUUUUGUGUUUGUGAUGGCGCAUCUUUGAAUAAUAAUAUAUACUUGUGGCUUAUAGGGAGAUGAUUGUGGUGGUUAUUUUGAGGUUUGAGUAAGAGCUGUGGUUUUCUUUAUGGCAGUGACUUUCUUUUGACUAAAUUAGAAAAGCAUCCCUAUGUUUAAUGACUGAGCAGCACUCUGUAAAUACUUUAUCACAUGUAAAUAAAGCAUUUGUGUAUACGGCAAA
Messenger RNA from Coregonus clupeaformis (lake whitefish), 4405 nucleotides. RefSeq names its product transmembrane protein 181 (gene tmem181). Bases 180 to 1754 code for a protein of 524 amino acids. Gene Ontology annotation, molecular function: toxic substance binding. NCBI's taxonomy places the organism in Eukaryota, Metazoa, Chordata, Actinopteri, Salmoniformes, Salmonidae. The transcript has 17 exons. The record is from RefSeq and is a predicted model, not a curated record.